Messenger RNA from Salvelinus fontinalis (brook trout), 3989 nucleotides. RefSeq names its product CXXC-type zinc finger protein 5-like. Lineage: Eukaryota; Metazoa; Chordata; Actinopteri; Salmoniformes; Salmonidae. Gene Ontology annotation, cellular component: nucleus. The coding region runs from base 2695 to 3543 and encodes 282 amino acids. Gene Ontology annotation, molecular function: methyl-CpG binding; zinc ion binding. The record is from RefSeq and is a predicted model, not a curated record. The transcript has 3 exons.
GGCUUCCUCUAAAAUGUAAAUAACCUAAAACUUGGCUCUGGGGAAUUGCACUUAAAUGCCAUAAAACGUUACUUUACCACUGGCCUUACAAAUAUCUGCCUGUCAAUACAUCGAAUCACAUCUUAAAUAAAAGUUCAUUUUUAUGAUUACCCAGUUUUUCAGAUCAAAUUCUACUUAUUUAGUAGCUUACUGUUUUUAUCCCAAAACAUCUAAUUUAUGUCCGAUUGACAACCUACAGUUAGUUACCUUGUAACCAUUUUUGAUGAUUGGAUUGAUUGAUCUUCGCACCAGUGACGUCGCUCAGUCUGUCAGAAAAGACAGUGUUCAGAUGUAUUCUGACUGACCAUGGUGCGCGAGAUCAGAACAUCUCACCGGCCAACGGACAGGAUGCAAACCCCCCAGGUUUACCAUUACCUCAACUUCCAUCGUUGCAAAUGUCAAACCCAGUAGUAAUUGAAACUCAUGGAUUCCAGAUUCUAAAGGUAAAGCAAUUUAUUUUAUAAUUCUCCAAGUUAAUGUCUGAAUAAGUGAACGUUAGGAAACCCAUGUGAACAAUUGAUCAAUUCAAAACACUCGCCACACCUUCACGCACUGUAAGCACAACUGAAGUUAUGUAGCCUAGAUAUAAGGAAAUUGUAAUUGUUAAUACAUUCACUAGUCCAUUGCACCCAAUUACACCUGAAAGCAACCUGUUGAGAGGAGCCAAAAAUAAAUUCGCCAGGACAGUGGACACUUACCAAUCAAUUUAACCAGGUUGUAUCCUCAAGUAGGACAACCUUACCACCAGUCAACUCAGGCUUGUGUGGCCAUUGUGUUCCACAGUAUUUGUUCUGCAAAUCCUUGACCAGCCCGAUUGUUUUCAUAUCCUUAAGAGCGCGCCAUGUGAUUGCGCUUGGCACGGCAGUGGGCGCGCGAAACCCCCUGGCCUUUAAUCCCGUUACAGUUAGUCGCUGAUUCAUAUAGUCCAAGGUGUGGCCGGUUUUUAUUUAGCUACUUAUCGCUGCCCUGAUCUCAGAGCGGUGCCCCGAUCUCAGAUUUCAUAGAGCAGGUUAUGUGGGGCAACGGGCCAGGCAGUGGAGGAUUUAUAUUCCAUUCGCCAUGGUAAUGUACCAUAGUAGGCUACUAUAGACCUGCCUAUCUUUACACAUCUUAAAAUAAGAGGCGUUUAGUCUAGACACAUUUCUUGUGUUGUGAUACACUAAUAGCCUGCGAACGCAUAUCUUCAUGGAUUAAAAACCGCAGAGAAUAGGCCUUUUAGACAGGACCAGGCUUAUAGGUCUAGAAGGGUUCCAUAAUAGUAUUUCAGAAAGCGGAACUUAACUAUUUUGUGUUGUUUCUAAACCUUUAUUACAAGGUUACAGAUGAAGGCCUGGUCUUAUGUCAAGUAUGACUUGUCUAUUCCACUGUUCAAAGUAAAGCAUAUAGGAAUAUAUAUGUUUUAAUGUCCAACAGAUACAUUUUCUACUGAAUAUGACUGACUUGAUGGUGAUGUAUUUUGUCCUGUAUAUUGUGAAUAAACGUUGUCAAAGCGGUCAGACUUGAGUGUUGACCGUCAUUCGUUUCCUGAAGCCCUAGAAGGCCGACAUUAUGUGGUGCUGAUUUUAUGUCUCGCUGCAAAGCAGUUUAUGUGCUCGGAUGUAUGCCAUUUUACCCACUUAUACAAUGCAAUAUUUUCUCUAGCCGCUGGGAGCUGCUCUCGCUCCACUAGCAGGCGUGAGGAUUACGCAGCCCCCUCUCCAUUUUACUGUUGCCCAGGCCACACUACGCGCACACACACUCAGCCUCACACCACAACUGGAUGUGUGCCAAACAGGACUCUCACAAGAGGUGGAGUGGACUUUCCGGUGCGCCUCUAAAUUGGCCCAUCUCCCCUGAUGGCGACUACCCUGUUUUAUACAGUCCGGCUUCCAACACCAUGACAUUGCAAGGAACAUACACAACAUACAAUCACUCACCUGCCAGUCUGAUGAAUUUCAUUCAUAACAAAAAGUGAUUCCUCAAACAGCCUUUUCCAAUUUCUUAACGGUGAUCUAUUUCAAUCAAUAGUUAUUGUAGGCAUAAGAAAACAUCUCCUGUCAUCAAUUUUAUUUAAAAAAGAAUGACCACUUUGGCGUUAUCUGUCUAUCUCUAUGUUUUUGUAACAUUUUAUAUGACGACACAGAAAUGAAAUGAAUACAGGAAUUCGCUUUUCGGACAUAUUGUGGUCAUGGGGUCAUUUUCUGCGUCUCGCGACCAUGACUCCAGUUCGCUUUUUGUGUGACGCCCCCCAAAUCUAUGAAGAGUGUUUGCGUGUUCCGCUCAGCGAGUGGCGGGGACGAGGAGGUGGGAAUGCGAGACGGUAAAGGCGAAGGACCUAUGCAGCCACCGAACUGGACAACUGGUUUACGGCUCCGUUUUCUCGGUUGAUCACUGUAGAUAAAGAUUGGAUGUGUCUAAUAGUUGACAAUUUCUUAGGAUUUUUUUCUGUCUCCCUUUAUUUAUUCAAAUAUUCGUGGAAGACACCACGAACAAACCACUGGACAGUGGGGCUCUGGUCAGCUCGCAUCGUAUUGCUCCACAUGGUAUAAAGGUAUCAGAGAGGAUCAUGGGAAUAUAACAGCUGUCAGUGUGUUGUGAUUGGCUAACUGAGAGCUGGACUGUUGUCACUGUUCUUACCUUGGCAUUACCCCACCACCUCCCCACCCCCCACCCAGUAUGGCAGAUACCCUGGACAUCUCUGGCCCUUCCUCUCCGGAACAGCAGAGAGCCAAUAGGAUCCUCAGUGAGCCGCUAAGACGAAGCCUGAAGCGCUCUCAUCCCUGCUCCCUCUCAGAGUAUCUCAACAACACCAACAGAAUAGCCCACCACCAUAGUAGCUCCAGUAGUACGGAUAUCAGGGGCUUCCUCCACCCCACCGCAGCCCAGCACAGGCCCAACCAGCCCAGGCAGCCCAAGCCUCACCGGGCCCCCUCCUCCAACAUAGACCUCUGGGACUCCCCCAGUGGGCUUCACCUGGCUCAUGCUGCAGAGCUGCUGAUGAGGGCUGGGGCCUUGACACUGACUCCCACACCCAAAGACCAGGGCCCUCUGGGCGGGCUGGGGGCUGGGGAGGCUGGGGGGGAUGGGGAGGAGGUGGAAGGUGGGUCCAGGGUUGAAGGGGACAACAUGGGUUGUGUCACAGACUUCCUGCCACUGCUAGGCUGCUCCUGGUUCUCCUUGAACCCAGGCCUGUUUGCUCUGACAGCAGGAGGAGGGGGAUUCCUGACUGGUGGUGGAGGGUCAAUGGGAAUGGCUGGCGUUGGGGAGGGUGUGGAGGGGUUGCGAGGUGAGAGCUCGUCCCCUGGCGGCGGGGGGGGAGCUGGGAGAAGGAAGAGGAAGCGAUGCGGAGAGUGUGUGCCAUGUCGACGGAUGGGGAACUGUGAAGAGUGCAGUGCCUGCCGCAACCGCAAGACCGGACACCAGAUCUGCAAGUACAGGAAGUGUGAGCAGUUGAAGAAGAAGGCAGCCACUGGGUUAGAGAAGAUGGUGUUUCCGUCAGGAGCAGCGUUUCCAUGGCUACAAUAGGAUUCCACCUAUCUCUCCCAAAGAACUGCCAGUCAAAUUAAAUUGACUCUGCCCAUUUGGAAUGUGAUCAUGGACACUCUGGACGUACAAACGUACAAAGUCAAUUCAGGUGGCCUUGUUGGAUUGGCUUGGAGAGUACUGUAUCUUCGACAAUCAAAAACAUGAAGAUGAAAACUCAAUGAAGAAAAGACAAGUCAUACCAAUGGAUUUACAUAUUGUUGAGCCCAAAAUGAACCACCUCAUUAACCACAGAGUAUUGUUUAUUCAUUGAAAAUGUAAUUCCUUUUUAUACUCCAUUUUGGAACAUUUUGUCAUCGAAGCUUCUGACCUGGACGUUUCCAUAUAAGCCAAACCAAGAAGGACAGACGUGGUCAUAAUAUGAUGUUUAUGUUUGUUUUUCUAUUCAUGUCACAGUUAAUAAAAUGAUGAGUAGUAGAUGUACUUAA